This is a messenger RNA of Orbicella faveolata, 3723 nucleotides long. Its product is annotated as scavenger receptor cysteine-rich domain-containing protein DMBT1-like. Lineage: Eukaryota; Metazoa; Cnidaria; Anthozoa; Scleractinia; Merulinidae. Gene Ontology annotation, cellular component: membrane. The record is from RefSeq and is a predicted model, not a curated record.
UGAGAGAACAAGUCCGUCCGAAACAUUUCGGUACAAACUCGAUUAGGAUUGCGUAACACUGCGUGAACACAAUGAUUGCGUUGCACAACGAUUUGUUCACAUGAUUGAAAAUGACGUCAAUGGUUAUGCUAUCUCUCCACGUGACUACCGAUAAUGCAGCUCAGCGCACCAGGAGCAGACAUAGAGCAAGUUGCGUACUCGGGCUUGUUUUGCAAACACUGUUUAGUGCGAAGGUUUGUGCACUUCUUUAUUAUACUCUCAGAUCUCCACAAACUGCAUUUCAUUUUAGAACACAAACCAGGGAGAAGGCUGUCUUGGUCUGCAAGUUAAGAUGAUUGUGCUUGUACUCUUCCACUGGUUUUUUCCUUGUGUUUUGUCAGAAAACAUUGGGGAUGGUAUAGUCCGCUUGGUGGAAGGCAACUUUACUUUUGAAGGUCGUGUGGAAAUCUAUCAUAACAAAGAAUGGGGAACAAUAUGUGAUGAUGGCUGGGGUAUGGAGGAAGCCAGUGUAGUAUGUCAUCAGUUGGGAUACAUGAAAGGUGCUCAGUAUUGGUACGGCAAUGCCAAAUUUAAAGAAGGACAGGGCAAGAUCUGGUUGGAUGAUGUGGUUUGUUAUGGGAAUGAAUCUGCUUUGACUCACUGUCAUAACAUUGGUUGGAAUGGACACAACUGUCGUCAUUAUGAAGAUGUAGGAGUGGUUUGUCUACCUAAGGGUAAUGUUUCAAACCAAGGAAACUGUGACUUUGAAAAGCAGCAUGGAAUGUGUGGGUUUGAAAAUGAUGUUGAUGAUGAUUUUGACUGGGUGUUUGGAAGCCGAAACAUUCGGUACUACAGACAGGGACCUAAAACUGACCAUACAACGGCUAAUACAACUGGAGAAGGUUUCUAUCUGAAUAUUCCCUUUAAAUUUUUUGAUAUCACCCAAGGACAAAAGGCACGCUUACUAAGUCCUGUUAUUUCGUCUGGAUCUGCUCAUUGUCUUAAGUUUUACUAUUACAUGGGUGGAACUUUUGUUGGAGAACUGAUUGUCUACACACAGAAAAAUGGUGAACCUUUGUGGCAGCUCAUAGGUGACCAAGGACCUGUUUGGAAGAAAGGUGUUAUUCCUCUGAACAUUACAGAAAAAUUUCAGAUCAUUUUUGAAGGUAUUGCUGGGACAGGAUAUUAUGGCAGUGAUGUGUCAAUUGAUGAUGUAUCUGUCUCACAUGAUACAACAUGUGUCUUUACUCCUGUAACAGCUAGACCAACACCCCCAGUGACACCUAUAACCACACUUCGAUUGGCUGGAUCAAAGAUGAAAUCAGCAGGUCGUGUUGAAGUCCUCCAUGGGACAGGAAAGCUGAUGAAGUGGGGAACAAUCUGUGGUUACCAAUUUGACAUUAAGGCUGCCCAGGUAGUGUGCAAAGAACUGGGCUACAAGGGAGCAUUAAUGGUUGUGCCAUGUUGUGAAGUGUUUGGUAAAGGAAUAGGACACAUCUGGAUGGAAAACGUGAAAUGCCUUGGUAGAGAGCCAUCCAUCACCAUGUGUCCUCACAGUGGUUGGGGAAAAACUCACUGCAGUCAUGAUGAAGAUGUGGGAAUCAUUUGUGAAACUGAACAUACAGACAAAACUGACUUUGAUGUGAGGAUAGUGAAUGACGAAGGAGGAGCACUCUUCAAAGGUCGUGUAGAAGUAAAGAUUGGUGGCUUGUGGGGCACUGUGUCUGACUUAGGAUGGGAUAUAUAUGAUGCCAAUGUACUCUGCAAACAGGUGGAUUUUGGAGGUGCUGUUGGAGCUUACUCUGGAAGUAGUUUUGGAAAAGGAAAGGGUCCUAUUUGGAUGUCCAAUUUUCAGUGCAAAGGAUCUGAAUCUUCACUGGCCAAAUGUAUUCACAAUUCUACAGAGAUUCAAGAGAAGUAUGGUCACUACAGAGAUGCAAGUGUAGAAUGUUAUGAUAUUCGGCUGGUGGGUGGUCAGUCUCAUAUGAGGGGACGAGUAGAAGUUCAAUAUGAGGGUUUGUGGGGAACAGUGUGCGACCAUGGCUGGGACCAAAAUGCUGCCAAUGUAGUUUGUCGUCAGCUUGGCUACAGACGAGCUGAGUCUGCAAAUUGCUGUGCUAGAUUUGGUGCAGGGUCUGGUCAGAUUUUCUUGGAUCAAGUGCAAUGUAAUGGAGAUGAACUUUCCUUGUCCUUCUGUCGCCACCUGGGCUGGACAGCUCACAACUGUUCCCAUCAGAAUGAUGCAGGGGUCAGUUGCACCAAUGCCUUUUGCAGUGAAUCUCUACCCUGUUUAAAUGGUGGCAGUUGUAGUGAUGCUUCAGGAACAUGUCAAUGUAAACCAUACUAUGUUGGCGAAACAUGUGGUGUGUCUGUUGAAAAUGAUACUGAAGAAAUUGUUUUGGAUGGAAAUCUGGACCAGUGGAACAAGACAAGCUUCAAGCUGAAAAUGGUGAAAGACCUCAAUUUGUACUGUGCAAAAGUUGACUGCUCUGAUGCUUUGAGGAAAGGAGGAAGCGCCAAACUCAUUUUUCAAGUGGACGAGAUAGUCAUUACAGAAACUGCAAAGCAACAAGAUAAUGGUGUGUUUGUAGGAAUUGCUGUGUUGUACAUUACCAACACCACUGAGGUGUUUCCAAAAACGUUUAUUCAUGAUGUUAUAAGUAACAAUGGAUACAAACUGGCUGGUUAUGAGGUUGUCAUGGUUGAUGGUCAAGACGAAGGGGUUCCUGCUGGUGGCCAUUCUAAUCAGAGGAAAGUCAAAUCGAACACCAAGUACAUCUUAAUUGGAGUAGGUGUUGCAGUUGGACUUAUUGCUUUGCUUGUGAUGGUUUUCAUAGUGAAAAGGUACGGAAGAGCAGUGAGUGUCCGAGCUAGUAGACAGAUGCCCAGCAGCUAUAGUGAUCAGAGCUACGUGGCACUAAAUACUGAAGCAUAUGACGACUCCCUUGAUGAUGCUGCCUUGCUCCGCCCUCAACCUGAUGAGGACCAAGACUUGAUGUCUUAAUCGCCCAUUACCAGGGUACUUUUUACCUGUCUUCCUCGUAUGAUAAGAGAGGAGAACCGUUUUUCUUCCUUGACCUAACCAAUCCGCGAGAGGAGAGCCUGCUGACAGGCUAUUGUAUUUCACAUUUACCCCCAAUAUUUACCUGGCAUAUCAUUAUAACUAGUCGACAGCUAUAUAGAUUCCAUAAUAUUUCAUAGUUUUUUUUAUAUAAAUGUUGGCUGUAAGCGUAAGAAAAAUAUAGUGCUUAGCCAAGUACUGUGGAAUUUUUCCACUGAAAGAAAGUAUAGAGUAAAUUGCCUCUUGCUAGGAGUGCUUUAGCCUUGUAGUCAAAAGUCUGCUUCCUUUGUAUGACAAGUGACAAGAGUCCUUUUUUUCUCCUUCCCUUUGGUUCCCUAAUCUCACAGAGGAGAACCUCCUGACAGGCUAUAUAUGCCACAUUUACCAGACUUAUCAUGAUAGAACCAGUCAAUAACUAUGUUGAUCCUAUGAGAUUUUUUUUAAUUUUGCUAAAUGCUGUCUGUUAGCCUAAAAAAUCUUAAUACUAGGGAGCUUAAGCGAACCACCACGACGACGGCAACGAGAACGUCACCAAACAAAGGUUUAAUGAGCAAAACAAUAGCUGUGCACGUGCGUUAUAAAUCGUACAUUCCUUUGCCGUCCUCUGGAAAACAACAACGUGAAAUGACCAAGUUUUGCGUCGUCUACGGAACGUGGACGACGACGGCUAAUUUUUCGUAUUU